Molecule: messenger RNA, 1509 nt
Organism: Oryza sativa Japonica Group (Japanese rice)
Lineage: Eukaryota; Viridiplantae; Streptophyta; Magnoliopsida; Poales; Poaceae
Source: RefSeq, a predicted model, not a curated record
AUAUCGACCAGUAUAUAUGAAAAGUCACGGAGGAGGCCAGCAGCCAGCAGCCAGCAGCCAGCAGAACACCCAGACGGAUAUUAAUUUAGAAUGAGUAUUGUGGUGAGCAAGUCAGCGCCGGUGGUCGUCCGGCCAUCGGAGCCGGCCACAUCGACGGCCGACAAGAUCCUUCUGUCAACUUUGGACAAGCCUGUUGCCACGAUACCAGUGACCGUGCUACUUGCGUUCGACCACCCCAUCCAUGACGCCACCGCGGAGACCAUCAAGACGGCUCUCGCUCAAUCACUCGUCCACUACUAUCCUAUCGCCGGCCGCAUUUCCUGCGACAAUGACGACGGCGGCCAUUUCUACAUCGACUGCACCGGCGAGGAUCUCGGGGUCACGUUCGUGGCCGCGUCCGCCAACUGCACCAUGGAGGAGCUCAUGUGUCUCGUCGACGACCAGGCUCCCGACGACGAGACAGCGGUGGUGCAGCAGCUCGCCUUCAACUGCACGCCCGACGACCUUCAUCACCGUCUGCUGUGGGUGCAGGUCACCACUCUCAACUGUGGAGGCUUCGUCGUCGGGGUGACAUGGAGCCAUGGCGUGGCUGACGGUCCCGGCAUAGCACAGUUCAUACAAGCCGUCGGCGAGCUCGCCCGUGGCCUGCCAUCGCCGUCCGUCGUCCCGGUCAGGUUGGACGACAAGAUCGCAACCCAAGCCGUACCUCCCUUCACCAUGGCCGUUCAUCGCUUCAUAUCCGGCCUCAAGCCAGUAUCAAACCUCGACGUACGCAACGUCACCGUCUCAUCUAGCCUUAUCAACCACAUCAUCGUCGGAGCUCGUCGUCGUGCCACCGUGUUCGAGGCGGUCGCCGCCGUGCUCUGGCAGUGCCGUACACGGGUGGUGAUGACGGAUCCUGAGGCCCCCGCCGUGCUGCUCUUCGCGGUGAACGCACGCAAGUACCUCGGCGCCAAGGACGGCUACUACGGAUGCUGCACCGCCAUGCACAUGGCCGUGUCCAAGUCCGGCACGGUGGCCAACGGCGACAUCAUGAAGUUGGUCGGCAUCAUACGCCGCGCCAAGGAGCAGAUACCGGAGCAGCUGAAGGCAGACGACGGCGAGAUGAUGCUACGGACGAUGGUAGGGGAGAAGCAGGUGAAUGGAUACGAGAGCCUGCUCUACUUGACAUCCUGGCGAAACAUCGGGUUCGAGGACGUCGAUUUCGGCAGCGGGAAGACGGCGAGGGUGAUGACCUACCCGCCGAGGAUGCUGUCCAUGAUGCCCAGGAUUGCGCCCAUCUGCUUCAUGCUCAAGGCCACAGAGGAAGGGGUCAGGGUCAUGUCAGACUGUGUUACGGCUGACCACGCCGAUGCCUUCUAUCAAGAAAUAGCCAAGCUCAAAGCCACCACCUGAUUAUAACUAUAUAUGCGAGCUAUCUAUACCUUCUUCAAUAUGCCAAUUAUGAUUUAUCUACAAUAAAAAUUUGAAUAUAUAUACCGUGCAAGAGCAUGCAUGAACAAGUAAUUC